UCUGUGCAGGGAGAGGUCACAGUGCGAAGCUAACGGGCUAAUUGGCGUCGCCGCCGCCAGCCUGCUCCGCGCGGACCUCCCAGUGAAGUUCUGUCGCAUGAAUAUUUCAGCCGGUGUUGAAAUAUUCAAAUGCUGCGCGCAGUAGCUGUCGCCGCCGCGCGUGCCUGACGCUCGCCCCGUUGCUAAGCUAGCGCGGCGUUAGCAUCGCUGCAGGAGCAGGCGGCCUUCGCUGCACGACCACCCGGAUGCUCGGCACCGAAGCCCGGCGGGUUCGGUUCGGGGGGAUGAUGUGAGCAACCGACGCGAACACCCCUCGAGACGGAGCCCGAAUGUCGGGGUCGCAGCUCGCCGGCGCUCGGGAGACGAUUCCGGGAUGAGCUUCAGCCGAGGGUCGUUGGAGAAGAGUUCAGGAUGGAUGCGUGUAGCCCAAACCCGAACCGCACAGCGCCGGCAGCAGAGGAGGCGCACCCGCAGGGCGACAUGUCCGCCUGCUCUCGGACCAACGGCUGGAGCUGGCCGCCUCACCCGCUGCAGCUGCUGGCCUGGCUGCUCUACGUCUACUUCGCCGUCACCGGCCUCGGCAUCUUCGUCCCGCUGCUGCCCCGUCACUGGAUCCCUGCUGGCUACAUCUGUACCGGCAUCAUGUUCGUCUGUCACCUGUGUGUCCACGUCAUGGCCGUGUCCAUCGACCCGGCUGACCACAACGUCCGCGCCAAGAGCCACAAAGGUCCCGUGCCCGUGUUUGACCGCACGAAGCACGCGCACGUGAUCGAGAAUUGCCACUGCUACCUGUGCCAGGUGGACGUGGGAGCGAAGUCCAAACACUGCAGCUCCUGCAACAAGUGUGUGUCCAACUUCGACCAUCACUGCCGCUGGCUCAACAACUGUGUUGGCAGCAGGAACUACAAGUUGUUCCUUCACAGCGUGGUGUCAGCUCUGGUGGGGGUGCUUCUGGUGCUGGUGGUUGCCUCCUAUGUCUUCAUUGAAUUCUUUCUGGACCCGACUAAACUGCGUACAGACGGACACUUCCUAGGAAGUAACCAGACCGGUGUGUGGUUCGUCUUCCUGCCUGUGUCUCCUGUCAGAGCAGCACCAGCAGUGAUCCCGGUUCUGGCAGUCGUCACCAUUUGUCUGACUCUACUGUCCUCUGUGCUGCUCACACACCUGCUCUGUUUCCACGUCUACCUGAUGUGGAACAGGCUCAGCACCUACGAAUACAUUGUGCGUCAGCGCCACCGCCAGGACAGCAGAGAGUCCAGGAGAACCAUGAAGGAGGUGACGGCUCCGCCAGGCGACACCAAGGACGGAGAACCUCCAGGUGUUCUGGACCAGCCAGGCACGUUGGUCCACUCAGGGGCCCCAGGCUACACCAACCAGCAGCAGGAGGAAGACCAGACUGUGGAGGAGCGGGUCCAGUACGUUUCUAACGGCAGAGUGAGGUGUGUGUCCAGUCCUGUCAUGGAGGAGGACGCUCCAUCCGACAACCUCGCCGAAGAAAGAGCACAUCAACACAUGCAGAAGAAGAAGAAAAGAAGAAAAGUUCGUAGAGUUCAAGGAGAUUUGGCGGGGUUGGUGGCGCCGCCCCCCGAGUCCACAACUUUGUCCACCGUGUCUCUGAGUCAGAGACUUCCCUUCCCAGCGUUCCCUCUGAGGGUCUCCCUGCCACCGCUGGCGCCCUCCUCUGGACCGGUCCAGGCCGCAGCGCCUCCUGCCGAGUACCACUCCGACUCUGCUGAGUCUCUGGAGGAGAUCCCUGUGGCGCUUUCCAAACUGGGCUCCUCGUCUUCAAUGGCCGCCGGUGGAGAGCUGCACCGCGCUGCCCGGGCGCCGUCCUCACCAUCGCCUCUGCCCAGGACCAAGAGGAAGUCCGCCCGCUCCGACAAGACCCUGAGGAUGGAGCUGACCUCCAAACACCACCCUGUGGUGUUCGUGAGCCGCACGAGCGCCGAGGCAGGGCCUGUUUGAGAGCCGCUGGGACCCCGGCUCUCGGUCCAGGACGGACCUCUGACCCGUGCCUCUGCACAACCACCUCACUUUUAAACGCUUUUGUAUCCACCUUUUUUAUACCUUAUUCCCACCAUGACCACACAAACUCACAGAGAGGCCACAGAUUCUUCACCUCUGAUCCAGUUUGAUUCCUUGUGUCACCCGGGUGUAGCCCCGCCCACUUUCACACACACGCUCACGCUCGAUGAAGAGGACACGCCUGCACCAGUCAACAACACACCACGACCCCUCUUCAUGUCUGAACCCUCAGAACACCUACUGUAGAAGAUUCAAAUGAUCAGAACGGUCGUCGCGUUUUCACCUCUGUAAUUUUGUCUCGUGUCGGUUUUUUACUCGUCUGCUGAUGUUUCAACAAUAAAAGAUGAAAACCUGCGCUGCGUAACGCUGACUCAUCAUAAAAGCAGCGAUGUCAUCAUUGCCCCGACAACGUGGCCAGCGAUGAUGUCGUGUCGCACGGCGCACUAACUAGGUGACGAUGCACUUCAGUAGCUGUGCCUCAGAGUCCCAGCUAGCCGGGGUCACGAGCACCAAUGCUAAUCUGGUUGAGUUCUAAUGGAAUGAUCAGGGUUUGAUUAGUCGCCGUGCAGGACGAGGUGUGUGAGAAUGUGUUUGUGAGAGUGUGUGUCAUCAGC
Molecule: messenger RNA, 2639 nt
Organism: Synchiropus splendidus (mandarinfish)
Lineage: Eukaryota; Metazoa; Chordata; Actinopteri; Syngnathiformes; Callionymidae
Gene: zdhhc1
Product: zinc finger DHHC-type containing 1
Exons: 11
Coding region: 412-1965 (517 amino acids)
Biological process (GO): protein targeting to membrane; peptidyl-L-cysteine S-palmitoylation
Cellular component (GO): Golgi apparatus; endoplasmic reticulum
Molecular function (GO): protein-cysteine S-palmitoyltransferase activity
Source: RefSeq, a predicted model, not a curated record